AUGGAGCCGCAAGGACGUUGGGCCAUCCUCGAUUCGAAGCCAACUGAAUCACGUUCUGACGAAGAUGAUACCUGGGAGAAACUGGCCAGCUUAAUAGAAGAGUUCACUAAACGAAGUCAUAAGCGAACGGUGAAACUGAAAAAAGUACAAAAGGACAAAGGAAAAGUUGAAAAAGACGGCGUUGAGGAUGUAAUGAAUGUAAUGAAGGAAGCUGUGAAAAAGGGAGUGAACCCAGUGGUGCCACAGAAGCUACCAAAAUAA
Molecule: messenger RNA, 261 nt
Organism: Angiostrongylus costaricensis
Lineage: Eukaryota; Metazoa; Nematoda; Chromadorea; Rhabditida; Metastrongylidae
Source: the annotation of a GenBank genome assembly